Bactrocera tryoni is the source of this 3537-nucleotide messenger RNA. Its product is annotated as endoplasmic reticulum metallopeptidase 1. The transcript has 11 exons. The record is from RefSeq and is a predicted model, not a curated record. Gene Ontology annotation, molecular function: metalloexopeptidase activity. Gene Ontology annotation, biological process: proteolysis. NCBI's taxonomy places the organism in Eukaryota, Metazoa, Arthropoda, Insecta, Diptera, Tephritidae. The coding region runs from base 634 to 3237 and encodes 867 amino acids.
UCCAGCUGCUGCAGAUACGAAGAAAACGCCGGGCUACGCGGUGCUCAAAUACCGGAGACACGGUGCGCUAUCGAAAAUAUUAAAGAUCAUCCUAAUAUAAAAACAAAAAUGCUCGUUAAAAUGUUUGAAAAAUUGAAAUGAGCAAAAGUUUACUUAAAUUUUUUUCUUUUCGAAAAUAGUGUGUUGAAGAUGUGGCAAGUGCGAGUAUAGGCAAAUUAUUGAAAAUUAAAAAUAUAUAUUUGCUGACUAGUGUUUGUUGUUGCACAGUUGCUGUCACUAAUUAGUGUGAGAAAGUAUAGCAACCAAAAGGUGCCGAAAAAGUUUUUUUCGUUCUAAGUGGCGAAAAAAGUGUUUAUUUUUAUUAGUGCGUCUAUUUCAAUAUUUAUGCCUGUGUUUCAUUUGUUUGUGUAUAAAAAAAAAAGUUGAACUCAUCUUUUUUGCGCAACUCGGAGCGGUGUUUCGUAUAAAUAUUUGAAUUAUUUGUUGAAAUUACUGUGCAUGUUGUUGUUUAUUUGAUGAUUAAUGACUGAAAAAGCGUGAAAUUGCACGGUAUUUCGGUGUUUUUUUGGAUAUCCUGAAAUUACCACCUAAAUCAACAACUCCGACAUAAGCCGAACGACAAAAUUAGGCACCAUGCACGAGCUUAACAUGAAAUCGAAAUAUGAGAAUAUGAAAAUCAUAUACAACCGCAGCAAAUUCGGCUGGUAUUGGGCGCCGUUGUUUAUAGCAUUUUGGUUUCUACUCUUCUACCUCACCGUCAUACCCAGCUAUCAUAGCUAUCCGGAACAGCUCAAAUUGGAGGAUGAAGCCACAAGUCCGGGUCGUUUUAUUGGCGAGAGCGCGGAGAGCAUGCUGCUGCGUCUCACCAAAAUCGGCCCGAAAGUUGUGGGUAGUGCGGCAAACGAACAAACCGCAGUGCAAUUUCUACUCACCGAAAUCAGUAAAAUAGUGAGAGAUGCGCGCACAGAUCUCUACGACAUAGAACACGAAGUACAGGUUACCUCCGGUAAUUAUGUCAUCUGGAAGAUGGUGAAUGUGUAUCAGAGCAUACAGAAUGUUGUAGUGAAAUUGACGCCGCGUGGCACAAAUAGCACAUCGAGUUUGCUGAUUAACAGUCAUUAUGACUCGGUGCCCGGUAGCUCCGGGGCCGGUGAUUCGGGCGCAAUGAUUGUCAUUAUGUUGGAGACUUUGCGUGUGAUUUCCAAAUAUGAGACACCGCUACAGCACUCGAUUGUGUUUCUAUUCAAUGGCGCCGAAGAAAAUCCAUUACAGGGAUCACAUGGGUUCAUUACGCAACACAAAUGGGCGCGCAAUGUCAAAGCUGUCAUAAACUUGGAUUCAGCAGGCUCUGGUGGUCGUGAAAUUUUAUUCCAGUCCGGUCCUGAUCAUCCAUGGUUGAUGAAGUAUUACGGUAGGCACAUAGAACAUCCGUAUGCUUCCACGAUCGGCGAAGAAUUGUUUCAAUUUGGAUUUGUACCUUCGGAGACUGAUUUCAGAAUAUUUAGAGAUUUCGGAAAUAUACCUGGCUUAGAUAUGGCUCACACGCUCAAUGGCUAUGUCUAUCAUACGAAAUAUGAUCGCUUUGGCUUGAUACCGCAAAGAACUUAUCAGCUCACCGGCGACAAUGUAUUGGCCUUGACCAAAGCGUUAUGUAAUGCACACGAAAUGGAAGAUCCUUCCGAACACGCAGAGGGACACACAAUCUUCUUCGAUGUGCUUGGCUGGUUUAUUGUCUACUAUUCGGAAACCACCGGCACCGUUGUAAAUAUUAUUGUUUGUGUCAUUGCCAUUAUCACUAUAUUGGCCUAUAUCUGGAAUAUGGCACACCAGACGGGCAUGUUCCGUCGUCGCGUCUUUAUCAAAUUCGGCAUUUUAUUGGGCAUACAAGUCGCUGCUGUGCUCUUGGCGAUUUUAGUUACGAUCACAAUUGCGAUAUUUAUGGACUCCGUCGGUUUAUCUAUGUCGUGGUUCUCACAGCCAUGGAUGCUUUUCGGUUUAUACUUUUGUCCGAUGUUCUUUAUGAUGGGCUUGCUGCCGGCGGUCUAUUUGAGUCGCACGAAAGAGCACGGUCUUCCCUUGGGCUAUGCCAUACAGCUCAUCAUGCAUGCCCAUUGUCUGAUACUAACGGUGGUUUGUAUAUUCUUGAUCUCUUUUGGCAUACGUUCGGCAUUUGCUUUGAUGCUUUGUAUCGCCUUCUAUGUGUUAUCGGUGAUCUUGAAUAUGAUCACUUGCUUUCACAAAACAACUUUCCUCUGGCUCAUACCACAUAUCGUCUGCCAAUUGUUGCCGUUCCUCUUUUACAGUUACUGCAGUUAUGCUUUCUAUGUCAUUUUCAUACCGAUGCAGGGUCGCGAUGGCGCCAAUAAAAAUCCAGAUAUUCUUAUUGGUGGCUUUACCAUGUUAAUUUCCUUAGUUAUGGCGCCAUUCUUGGUACCACUUUUAUGCCUCUUCCGCAAGUCAAAAACAAUUAUUUCCAUCUUCGGUGGCGUUUGUUUGGCUUUCAUAAUUCUGGCCGCCACCCCUGUGGGCUUUCCUUAUAAGGAGCGUGAAGCACCACAGCGUUUCUAUGUCGCUCACACAAUACGCACUUUCCAUAAUGCCGAUCCUGACAUGUCAGUGCGCUACAGCGAUGCCGGCUACUAUAUCGUGCCUGUUGAUCGUCAUCCACAUUCUGUGGAUUAUAUGUUUGAGCAUAUGAAUACAACAUCCAUCGAUAAACCGGUGAAUUGCGAGACUGAAAUAAUGUGCGGCUAUCCAAUAUAUAGUUCGCGUUGGCUGGGCUGGCGUGAGCAAAGCUUUUGGAUUGACGGCCCUGCUCCGAAAACCGGUGGUUGGCCGAGAUUGCGUAUUAUGCGCAAAGAUCGCAUCUCAAAUACGAAUCUGAUCAUUAGCUUGGAAGUUGCGGGUCCCGAUCAUAUGAGUAUUUUCAUAAAACCUAUGAAUGAUACCAAACUGAUUGAUUGGUCAUUGGAUCGUACGCCAAUUCAGGAGCAUUUCGAGGCACCGUACUUUAUAUAUUUGUCAUAUGCUUUGGAUCCGGCGCCGUUCCGUUUUCAUAUGGAGUUUGAGCAUAAUAGUCCAGAUUGGUCAGGCGCAACAUUGGACAUCGCCGUGAUAGGCCAUAAGAUACACGACGACAUUUCAAACACAGAUGAGUUUCGUGAGCUCGUCGCUGGAUUCCCAGCCUGGUCCACAGUGAGCGCUUGGACAAGUUCGUAUGACAGUUGGCGUAUCUAAGCAAUAGGAACCAAAUACUUCGCUUCAUGUUGACGAUUACGUUCGAACCCUGAACUGCUAUUAUUUACGGAUGCCAUAGCUUUAAAUUUAAACUAAUGACUUUUUGCAUAAAAUUUGUAUAUUCUUUAAGCCAACGCAAACCAACGAACAAAGUGCUUGAGUACAGCUUCUGAGACAUGAGUCUUUCCGCAGAACUUUACAGCACCACGAUAUUUAUUGACAUAAGAGAAACUCUUUUAAAGACUUUUUGUUACAUUUUUUAUAUUUUAUUUUAAUUUUGUAAAAAGAAAAACUAUUUAU